UACAAUCGGACGGACGCCGUUAAGACGCGUAGCAAAUAGAAAUCAUUCACAGAGGGUCUCUGUUUGCUAGAACGUCUGCAAAUUACAUGCACACAAUUUCGCUUUAUGUUUAUACACACACACAGUAUACUAUUUAGGUGCUGAGCUCUAAGGGUUGGCUGUCUCCUAUUCACCUCGGGGGUAACAGGGAGAGGGGCAGUGUUUACAGAUACUUUUGUGGGUAAUCUGUCCAAAAUCGGUUCAAUAAUAAAACUUAGUGACAAGUGUUCUGAGGGGCUGUACUUCGAUGAUAGGAAUUCUAGUUCGCCUGCUGGAGAUAGAUAAAUUGUCUUCUGUUUUCUACUAUUAUAAUGGUUCUAAAUUGCAAAUGUCGAUUUAUUGGAAUCAGCACAGUGUGUGACUAUUUACAUUUCACAGCGCAUUGUUAUUAAAGAUCAGUGUGCUUGAAAAAUACCAGUGCUCACUGACAUAAUGGCCCCUAAAGACAUCAUGACAAACUCCCAUGCCAAGUCAAUACUAAACACCAUGAAUUCUCUACGGAAAAGCCAGACAUUAUGUGAUGUGACGUUGCGUGUUAAUCUAAAGGAUUUUCCUGCUCACCGCAUUGUGUUAGCUGCUUGUAGUGAUUAUUUUUGUGCCAUGUUCACCAAUGAGCUCUCUGAGAAGGGCAAACCAUACGUGGAUAUACAGGGACUAACAUCAUCCACCAUGGAGAUCCUUCUUGACUUUGUAUACACUGAGACUGUCCAUGUAACAGUGGAGAACGUGCAGGAACUACUGCCUGCUGCCUGCUUGCUGCAGUUGAAAGGUGUCAAGCAGGCAUGCUGUGACUUUUUGGAAUCUCAGCUUGAUCCAUCUAAUUGUUUGGGUAUACGGGACUUUGCAGAGACCCAUAAUUGUCUAGAAUUAAUGCAGGCUGCUGAGGUUUAUAGCCAGAAGCACUUCCCAGAGGUUGUACAACAUGAAGAGUUUAUGCUUUUGCAUCAGGAGGAGGUGGAGAAACUAAUACACUGUGAUGAAAUUCAGAUCAACUCAGAGGAACCUGUAUUUGAAGCGGUUAUAAACUGGGUAAAACACAACAGACAUGAGCGAGAGAAAUCUCUUCCACAGCUUCUUCAGUAUGUACGCAUGCCACUUCUAACCCCACGCUACAUUACAGAUGUCAUUGAUGCAGAGCCACUGAUCCGAUGCAGUUUACAGUGCAGAGACUUAGUAGACGAAGCAAAAAAAUUUCACCUACGUCCUGAGUUAAGAAGUCAGAUGCAGGGACCCAGAACCCGAGUGCGCCUGGGUGCUAAUGAAGUACUUCUUGUUAUUGGGGGGUUUGGCAGCCAACAGUCUCCUAUAGACAUAGUCGAAAAGUAUGACCCCAAGACCCAGGAGUGGAGUGUUCUUCCUAGCAUAACACGUAAACGUCGUUACGUGGCUACUGUGUCCCUUGGAGACCGCGUAUAUGUGAUUGGAGGAUAUGAUGGAAGAUCCAGGCUAAGUUCAGUGGAGUGUUUGGAUUACACCUCGGAAGAGGAUGGUGUUUGGUAUUCUGUGGCACCCAUGAAUGUCAGACGGGGAUUAGCAGGUGCCACCACACUUGGAGACAUGAUUUAUGUGUCUGGUGGUUUUGAUGGAAGUCGACGUCACACAAGCAUGGAGCGUUAUGACCCCAAUAUUGAUCAGUGGAGCAUGCUUGGUGAUAUGCAGACGGCACGUGAAGGGGCAGGACUUGUUGUCGCCAAUGGAGUCAUAUAUUGCUUAGGUGGUUACGAUGGGUUAAACAUUCUCAGCUCUGUGGAAAGAUAUGACCCUCACACUGGCCACUGGAGCCAUGUGACACCUAUGGCAACAAAACGAUCAGGUGCUGGUGUGUCGCUUUUGAAUGAUCACAUUUAUGUGGUGGGGGGCUUUGAUGGCACUGCACACCUUUCUUCUGUUGAAGCUUACAACAUUCGGACAGAUUCCUGGACCACAAUGACCAGCAUGACCACACCCCGCUGCUAUGUGGGAGCUACUGUUCUAAGAGGCAGGCUGUAUGCUAUAGCUGGCUAUGAUGGGAACUCUCUUCUGAAUAGUGUUGAAUGUUAUGAUCCUCUUAUUGACAGCUGGGCUGUAGUUACAUCUAUGGCUACUCAGAGAUGUGAUGCUGGUGUUUGCGUUCUCCGGGAGAAGUGAUCACAGGUGUUUGAUUCAGACAAAAGCUGCUUGUUUUUGCAUGCCACACAAGAUGUAAAAGAAAAAUAUUCAUAAAAUUAAGUAUUAUCCUUCUUUAUGGUUUGCAGAAAUGGAUAAAAUAAGUACAAAAUGCAUGCCAUAAUAGGGAAGGUUGCCUAAAUCUGUGAAAGACUUCUGUCACCAGCAGUACUGUGAAACCUGUAUGUUAUGAGUGAAUGGGAAAUUGAAAAUCUUUUAUGCAUUAUGCGUGUCCAUCUUUUUGUUUUUAUGCAAAUAUGUGUGGCUUUGUGGUGCAAAUAAUUACUUCACCAACAACAUUAAGGCAAAUUAUUAGAGUGCCAAGUUAGAAGACAAUGCCACUAACCUUACAGAGCCAUACUGCUUAUUGCUAUAUCUCAUCUGUGCCUUAAAUCUGACAGCACAUUUUUAUGUAUUAUUUGUAUAAUUUCUACGUCCUAAAGUACGUUUCAAAGAAUAACUGAAUUAAUUACAGUAUGAGACAUUGUCCAGUUCUCACACAAGCUGUAUUUUGGUUAUAGAUCACACAUGACUAUAUCUCGCUUUGAAACCUGAGGUGGAUCUGUCUUUCCCAGUAUAUGAUUAACAAUAGAUGCACAUAAUCUGUAGCUGUAGUGUAUUAAAUGUUUUUUUUCCCACUGUAUGAAAAUUAUACAUUCUGUCAGUGUAUGGUUAAAAUGUUUUAAUUGUACAAACACCUGAUACAAUUCCCUAUAUGCACUUGCCUUAGUCUGAAAAGCUUGGUCUUUUAUUUAAAAAAAUACCUAUACUUUAUAUUAAUAGAAGUUUCUGACCCGUCACAAAAGUGUAUAACUUUUUAAUGCACUUUAAGUCUUUGAUUGGGCAGGAGAUACAAAUUUGUAGACACCAGAGCAGAUAUACUGCAACAGAAAUAGGACUUCUGCUUCAAAUAAAACAGAUGCAAUCUUUCAGAAGUCUGACCUGAUAUUUUGUCAGUUAAGAAAAUUACUGUGCCAAUAUACAGCUAUAGAAUCAUGAAUGUCUCUUUAAUUGAACCUGCAAUCAUAUUAAUAGCAGACAGUUUCUGAUAUAAGAAUAUGCAAACAAAUUUCCCUGUGUAUAGCAAUGUAUAGUACACAACUUUAAGAUUUUAGGGUGGAGGGAACUGUUGACAAACAUCUAGAGAGCUGCAGAAUGGAUAUUUGUGUGCUAGGUCAGGUACUGCAUGUAAAACAAAACUUGCACUGCUUUUCUGCAUCUUCAAAAUUACAGCAGAAAUAAGUCUGUUCCUUUAACUCUUUAGAUGCUACCUGACAAAAUCUGCAGCAGUAACACAAGUGCUGGAGCCUUAGAUUCUACCUUUCCUUUUGAUAUAUUCUGCAAGGCUUAUUAAGUGGUAACAUGCAGUGCAGCAAGAUCAAAAGAGCCCAUCACUUAAAGGGUUAACAAAUAUUCCAGACCAAACGAAAUACUCCAGCACACGUUUUCUGCUUAAGGGUUAAUACCCGUGUUUAAUGUCAAGCCAAAAAAGGUUACAACCUUUAUAACCUUUUUUGGCUUGACCUUAAACAUGGAUAUUAACCCUUAAGCAGAAAACGUGUGCUGGAGUAUUUCGUUUGGUCUGAAUGGUGGAGGUACCGUCCUCCUAUGCCCCAAGCACUGUGCAUGAUAUUGAGAGACUAGGUGUGCACCUGCAACCUUUUGCUGAUGAACAAAUAUUCCAGUCUUCUUUUUAGUGAGCACUUUACAACACCAAACAUCCACUGGGGAUUACAGAUGUUCUCUAAAAUUUGUUUCGUAGACUCAGUCUUGCCCAUCUAUACUUAUGCUGUACCCUUACUUGAUGAAUAUGGCAGUCUGAUGUACUUUGACAGUGUUUUACGUACACAUACUGUAUAUAUGUAAAAUGAUGUGUGAUAUAUGUGCAUAUGUAUAUAUGAUCUGAUUAUGUUGUUGAUUAUGUUGUUGAUUAAAAUGUCGUUUGUGUAAAUGUGAUCCAAGUGCAGUUACCUGCAACGCUGUGAAGACCAUUUAUGUCUUGGAAAGAGCUAUGAACUUUUAGUGGGAAAAUUCAGUUAAAUACAAACAUUAACUAUCAUAUUUUCUGUCGUUACUCUUGACUUGUUUGACCACUGUUCAAUUGGUAUACUGAAAUUUAAAUAAAUGGAAUCC
Xenopus laevis (African clawed frog) is the source of this 4317-nucleotide messenger RNA. It is a transcript of the gene klhl12.L, whose product is annotated as kelch like family member 12 L homeolog. Gene Ontology annotation, cellular component: COPII-coated ER to Golgi transport vesicle. NCBI's taxonomy places the organism in Eukaryota, Metazoa, Chordata, Amphibia, Anura, Pipidae. The coding region runs from base 472 to 2166 and encodes 564 amino acids. The record is from RefSeq and is a predicted model, not a curated record. Gene Ontology annotation, biological process: animal gross anatomical part developmental process; anatomical structure morphogenesis; protein ubiquitination. The transcript is spliced from 12 exons.